Messenger RNA from Pristis pectinata (smalltooth sawfish), 2308 nucleotides. RefSeq names its product cytochrome b5 reductase 4. Gene Ontology annotation, biological process: generation of precursor metabolites and energy; superoxide metabolic process. Gene Ontology annotation, cellular component: endoplasmic reticulum. The coding region runs from base 127 to 1758 and encodes 543 amino acids. Gene Ontology annotation, molecular function: heme binding; oxidoreductase activity. NCBI's taxonomy places the organism in Eukaryota, Metazoa, Chordata, Chondrichthyes, Rhinopristiformes, Pristidae. The transcript is spliced from 18 exons. The record is from RefSeq and is a predicted model, not a curated record.
GCGCCGGCCCCCCGCGCUGGAGUGAGCCAGCCAGUCAGUUGGGGAGUGACCCAGGGGCUGUCUGGAGGUACUUCGCCUCCGUCUCUUUCACACAACCGAAGGCGCUGCCUAAGCAAGCCGGAAACGAUGAACAGCUCGUCUCAGUUCCCUGCGCCCAGUUCUCAGCAGCGCAUCUCGGCGGCGGCGUCGGGCAGGAUGAAGGUACAACUUAAGCCAGGUCGAAGUCUAAUGGACUGGAUCCGUCUGCUAAAGAGUGGGAAGGACAUGACAGGGCUGAGGGGAAGGUUUAUUGAGAUUACACCAGAAGAGCUUGCAAAACAUAAUACGAAAACUGACUGCUGGAUAUGUAUCAGAGGCCUGGUUUAUAAUGUGACCCCCUAUUUGGAGUAUCACCCUGGAGGAGAGGAGGAGCUUAUGAAAGGUGCCGGAGCUGAUGCAACAGAAUUAUUUGAUCAGAUUCACAGCUGGGUCAACUACGAUUCUAUGUUGAAGGAAUGCCUUGUAGGAAGAAUGUCUUCAAAGCCUACUUAUGUUGCUAAAGUUUCUGUGAAGCAACCAGGUUUAACGAUGCCAAGAGAGAUAUUACUAAAUGGUGCAACUGUCCCAGAUAGUUCUGAAAAACGACCUCAAGAUAUUUCGCCGAGAUAUGAAUGGUUUCAGACAGAGGAUACGAUCACAAUUGUCAUAUACACCAAACAAAAGGACAUUGACUCAGAUUCCAUGAUUGUAGACUUGGAAGGUGGUGUUCUAAGAACAGAGAUUCGUCAACAAGAGUAUUCUUAUAUCAUUCAUUUAGAACUAAGUCAUGAGGUAGAACAAGAGGUAGCAUCUGUACGUUGUAGCAGCAAAGUGGGAAAAAUUGAACUGCACUUGAAAAAACUUAGUAAUACAGUAUGGAAUGAUCUUGGACAACCUCGAGAACAUCAUAACUCAUACGAAAAGAAUACCAACAGGGAUCUCUUCUACUGGAAAUGCAACCUGAUCUCAAAGGUGGAUGUCUCACACAACACCAGACUGUUCUGCUUUCAGCUACCUCCUGGAUGUCAUUUGACUAUACCUGUUGGGCAACAUGUGUAUCUUAAAAGUUGCAUUCAAGAUGUAGAGGUUGUUAGGCCCUAUACCCCUGUGUUGCCGUCCUUGUAUCCAGAACCAAGGAAUGAUUAUCAAAGCUGCACAAAUAUCUACUUAAUGAUUAAAAUUUAUCCCACUGGACUGCUGACACCAAUUAUUGACAAGCUUCAAAUUGGUGAUUCUGUAUCCUUGAGUAGCCCAGAUGGCAACUUCAAAUGCACUCAACUUAAAGGAAUGACUGAGCUUAUCCUCUUGGCUGCUGGUACAGGGUUCACUCCAAUGAUUAAACUUAUAAGCUUUACCUUGAAGAUUUCAUAUUUCAGGAAAAUCCGAUUAAUGUUCUUUAACAAGGAAGAAAAGGAUAUUUUGUGGAAGGAUCAAUUGGACAAUUUAACCUCAAAAGAUAAAAGAUUUGAGGUUGAAUAUAUUCUGUCAGAGCCUCACUUGGAAUGGACAGGAAAACGGGGAAGGAUUGAAAGGUCUCUCUGUUCAGAACUUUUGUCUAGGCGCACUGAAGAGGGGAAAAGUCUUGUGUGCGUUUGUGGUCCAAACUCCUUCACUGAGCAAGUUGUUGGGAAAUUGCUGCAGUUCUUCAAAUCAAAUGUCAACAAUCUGCAUUUACUUCAAAUCAGCUUCUGCAAAGAAUUAGGAAUUAGCAAUGAAGAGAUUCAUGCUUUCAGUGGAUAACAGUUGGAAAAAAAAGCAGCAGGAAAGCCAUUUCACUGUUCACUAAAGACAACCUGCCAAUUGGAUUCUAUUGAAAAUGGUUUAUAUAAUAUUUUUAACACUGCUAUGCAUAGCUCCUGACUUUGUUUAAAUAUGUGUGAUGUAUUUAUACAACUAUUCUAAAUGCAUUCAAUUUUUUUAAAAUGAAUUACAUGUGCAAGUUAAUGUUCUUGAGGAUGAUCUGAUUAUAUAAAGUCAAAACUCUUGAAAGGACUAUAUUGUGUUGGCUGUGCUGAUAUGUUUUUAUUAAUGGUAUUUUCAGUAAGUGAGUGGUAAUAUAAAAGAACUGAAAUGUAAUAUGCUGAUGCAAUACUCUUAUGACCUCAGACAUCUUUCUGCUGUACUUGAAGGUGAAGACUCUGCCAGCUGUAGGUUAUAUCUUGUGAAUGGCAUAUAAUAAGGAUCCUUUGAGUUAUGCUGGACUCUGCACUGAUAUCAGCUAUUGCUAGCUGUAUAGAGAGCAACUCUCAACUGAUCUAUUCAGGACGUGGACAUCAUUGGCAAGGCCAGU